Messenger RNA from Saprolegnia diclina VS20, 888 nucleotides. RefSeq lists its product as hypothetical. The record is from RefSeq and is a predicted model, not a curated record. NCBI's taxonomy places the organism in Eukaryota, Oomycota, Saprolegniomycetes, Saprolegniales, Saprolegniaceae. The transcript has a single exon. The coding region runs from base 20 to 691 and encodes 223 amino acids.
CGCGUCGAUCGUCGGCAUCAUGACUGGGACGCUGAUUCAGAUCUGGUUCAUGCCUCGCGUGGUGACGCAGACACGGCUGCUACUUGUGUUCAGUGUCAUCAACUGGAUUCUGGUCUUUUCGCUCGAAGCGUUUGUGUUUCCGUACCAGAGUAAGAACCUGCCGACUUCGUGCGCACUGCCCACGUCGACGAGCUGCUUCACCUACAGUGCGACCGGCCGCACGUACUACCUAUCGGCCAUUCUCUCGGGCGUCGUUGUCGGUGUCGGUAUCUUAGCCAUUUGGCUCCACGGACGCUUCUUGCCGGAUGACAUUCGAGUCUCAAAGUCGCACUCGCUGCUACAGUACCUCAACAUACCGCAUCUUCGGAUGCUCGCGACGUCGCUUCGCGGCUGCUGCAUCCCGCACAACGACGACGUCCUCGUCGACGACGGUCUCUUGAUCAUGAAGAAUGUGCUGCGCAUCUCGGCAACGUGCAUGACGCGACUCAACAACGUGCAGUACGAAAUUAUCUACCGGUACCUGCCGCGGCCCGUCAAGCCUCUUUUCAGCAAAGAAGUCGGCACCUUCCUCGUUUUCCACUUUGACAAAGAGACGGGGCGCAUCACCCACCGCUCCAGCUACAAAUGGCUCACAGACGUUGGCAUUGACGACAGCUCCAUGACGCAUUGGCGUGCGGGCUUUCAUUAUUGAUGAACGAGAGAUUAUCAUCUCCUUUGCCGCAACCCGUGACUUGACGGCUCAGCAUUCAGCGCACUGCACUACAUUCGAAUCUUCGCAUCGCAGCUGACGCCGACACUGAGGCCUGCAACGUGAACCCAAACGAGCGGUGUAUUCUCACCACUGCGAUCGCACAGAAGUACCAAAAUACAGCAUAAACUCGUCGAUGG